AUGGAGAACCGAAGGUUUGACUGUUUCUUUGAGCUGCCGGGUGAGCUGAGAGAACAGAUCCUCGCCCACCUGGUGGUCAGGCCCGACGGUAUUCACCUAGGCGAACGCCACUGUUUCCCCGACAGAGAUACGGAGCCGAGUGAGGGUGACGACAGUUCUGAUAAUGGUGACGACGACGAGUAUGAAGGCGACGACAGCGACAACGAGCGUCGGGUCGGCUGGCCAGUCAACUACUUCCUUGUCAGCCAGACGUUCUACAGGGAGGCGUCGAGCUUGUUCUUUGGGGGGAACACGUUCUAUCUGUACGCUGGCGUACGCAGGUCCACGCUGUUUGACGCGCUGAGCACGCAGGGCGUCUUGGUACCACAGCAACAGUCGUUGCGCCGGAAGGACUCAGCCGGCCGUGCGAGCACGGCGCACUACCUCCACUCCCGCAGGCGCGUGAGGAACCUGGUCCUCUACCUACAACGCCUCGGUGGCCCGCUGGGUGAUUUUGUCGCGCCCUGCCUGCAGGACAUGAUCCUGAGCGGCGACCUCAGGCACCUGGAUAUCAGGGUGUUCCACUUGGAGCAGCAGGGCGCAGUCAAGCGAGGGGCACUAUGGACGUCGGCGCCAGCGACCAUACUCCUCAGACUGCUCCGCGACCCUGAUCUAGAGGUGGCACGGCUGAGGGUGUAUUUGCCAGUGAAACCCCCGGGUCGCUUGAAGGCUAUGGGUGACUGGUGUCCGCUUCGCAGCGAGCAAGAAGCCGGUGGCCAUGGUCGGGGCACAAGACAGUGGGCGAGUCUUGAUGUCGAGGAGCUCACCAGGAGGUAUGGAGGAGGCGAGACCAGCAUUCGUCGGGCCGUCGAAGAGAGGUCAUUGUUGAGAUGGGCGGGGGCGUGA
Messenger RNA from Diaporthe citri, 885 nucleotides. RefSeq lists its product as uncharacterized. The record is from RefSeq and is a predicted model, not a curated record. NCBI's taxonomy places the organism in Eukaryota, Fungi, Ascomycota, Sordariomycetes, Diaporthales, Diaporthaceae. The transcript has a single exon. The coding region runs from base 1 to 885 and encodes 294 amino acids.